UAUACAUAACAUUUGACAAUUGAUUAGUAAAAAUAGUAAACUUGUAACAAAAGCACCAGUACCAAAAUCAUCAAUAAAUUAGUUAAUUAAAGUGAUAACAACAUACUUUUUACCUGAAAUGUGUUGAAUUAUACUGCCCGGUUAAUCCAACACGAGAAAUGGGAGUCUUCUGGUAAAAAAAACGACUUGUGCAUCAAUUUUGUGGAAAAAGCCUGUCGAUUAAUCGACGAAAGAAAAACUACUGAUGGAUUACUUGAUGAUGUCCAACAUGGGCGAUAACAACAAAUCCAAUCAAGAUUAUUGUGGUAUAGAAUCACUUGAUCUGGACUUCAUAUACAAUGACUGUGACACCUUAUCAAAUGAAAUCUCAGAGCUGUACAGCUACACAGAACAUCCAGAGUUACAACAGAAUGUCAAAGCAUUUGAGGACCAAAUGGAGCAGUAUGACCUGCCACCAUCCUGGCAGAAACUCACCUCUGCACAGCAUGCAAGUGUAGUAAUGAAACUAUUAGAUCAGCUGGAGGUUGCCAGCAAGCCAUUGAGAAUGCGAGCAGCCAGAUGUAUUUUAUACAUUGCACAAGGUUGUUGGGCAGAGAUGCAGUCUGAUGCAGAACAACAACAGUGGUCAAGAAGCAACUGCAUGUUAUUGUACAACCAGGGUGUGUUUAGUGCUUUCACAGAGUUAUUAAACAUAGAAAUUGAAAAUAAUGCAGCUGCGCAUGUCGCGAUGCGUAAAUUAGCUGUAUCGCUAGCUGAUUCACAAGACUUGCGAGUUAUCCUGAGUGUUUUGUAUAUGAUUACUGAGAUGAUGCGCAGUGAGAAGAACUUGGGCGAAGCUUCACCAUAUGCAGAACAGGUCGAAUCUUUCUGUCAGGAGAUAAGUGACUCCAGUGAUGAGUUACUUGUCAUUAAAUUAUUAGGAAUGGUGACACGAUUUUGCGGUGGUGCUGCAUUGCAUUUCCCAAUGAAAAAGGUAUUACUACUGUUGUGGAAGUUGAUUUUGGUGUCGCUAGGUGGCAUGGAUGUCCUCAAGGAGUUAAAACGUCAGAAAAGAGCCGCGCAUGGUUUACCGCCGCAGGAUGAGGAUACUAUGGAUAUUGCAAGGACAAUGCGGGCUUCCUCACCGCCUGUGAGUGCUACUGAUUUAUUGGAUACUCAGAACAUCAAACGGAAUAAUCGUCCAUUUCGUAGAUCACUAAUGAAACAAAGCUCUCUGGAUGAUCAUGAAACACUCGGUAUGGAACUGGAAGCCGGUAUGGGCAUGAACAAUGGCGAUGAAGUCGUCGAACUCUCUGAAUAUGACGAACGGCGCCCUCUGGACAACGCCGGGGAUAACAGCGGCAUCAACGGAUUCAACAACUUUCAAAACCGUGCAUGCACACCGCCGCCGCUGGCAAUCCCAGAGAAUCGCGGCUUGCCGUGGAAACCAAAAGUCCGCCAGAAGGAUAUCGAUGCGUUUCUUGAAACAGCUCGCAUGAAAUUCGUAGGGUAUACUCUACCAGGUGAUCGGGACAGUCUCGCUGGUUUACCUAAACCCAUCGCUGACGGUGUGAAAACCCUCAAGGAGCAUAUGUACGUCUCCCUAAGCGAGCUGCAAAUCGUUCGCGAGGAAGAAAUAGCAAGGAAUCCUUUAUCUACCAAGGAGUAUGAAAUUGAAGCUACGCCGACUGAGGCACUGUAUCAAGCGAUGCUGCCAAAUCUACCGCAGUAUAUGAUCGCUCUCUUGAAGAUUCUUCUUGCUGCAGCGCCCACGAGCAAGGCAAAGACCGAUUCGAUUAAUAUCAUGGCGGAUGUUCUUCCGGAAGAAAUGCCAAUGACCGUCUUGCAGUCAAUGAAGUUGGGAAUUGAUUUGAAUCGCCACAAAGAGAUUAUCGUUAAAGCAGUUUCUGGUAUUUUGCUGUUGCUGCUUAAACAUUUCAAACUAAAUCAUGUGUAUCAGUUUGAGUUCAUGUCACAACAUCUCGUUUUUGCCAAUUGCAUCCCGCUGGUGUUGAAAUUCUUCAAUCAGAACAUCAUGGCGUACGUCGGCGCGAAAAAUAUGAUUCCAAUUUUGGACUUCCCAUCGUGUGUAAUCGGAGACCAGCCGGAGUUAACAGCGGAAAGUCUUGAAAUUGGUGAUGCCGCACCAUAUUCCUGGCGGAAUGUAUUCUCCUGCAUCAAUUUACUGCGCAUUUUGAACAAGCUAACAAAAUGGAAACAUUCUAGAAUCAUGAUGUUGGUUGUAUUCAAAUCGGCACCUAUAUUAAAACGUACUUUAAAAGUUCGCCAUGCCAUGACACAACUAUAUGUCCUGAAACUUUUAAAAAUGCAAACUAAAUACUUGGGCCGACAAUGGCGUAAAUCCAAUAUGAAAACCAUCAGCGCCAUCUACGCCAAAGUCCGCCAUAGACUCAAUGAUGACUGGGCAUUUGGAAACGAUUUGGACGCGCGCCCGUGGGAUUUCCAAGCAGAAGAAUGCGCACUGCGCACGUCUGUGGAUCGCUUCAAUAAUCGUCGUUAUACGAAUAAGUUGAAAGACGCUGAUUUCGAACCAGUGGAUAAUUGUCUCAGCAGCGUGUUGGGUAGUCGACACGAAUUAUCCGAUAGUUUUAAGAAGCACUAUGCACAAUGGCUGGAGGAAGAAGUGUUCAAUGUCACCAUCGAGUGGGAAAAGCUACUCAUCAACAUCAACAAUGUCUAAUUGGCAUUUGGUAAUGGUAAUACUAACUUAUUUAAUCUAUAUGAUAUAUAAUUGAUUUAAAAUGUGUAUGUAAGUGAUCCCAAGUAAAGGUAGUAAUAAUCUCACUAGAAAA
Dalotia coriaria is the source of this 2792-nucleotide messenger RNA. It is a transcript of the gene Strip, whose product is annotated as striatin interacting protein. Gene Ontology annotation, biological process: cytoskeleton organization. Lineage: Eukaryota; Metazoa; Arthropoda; Insecta; Coleoptera; Staphylinidae. Gene Ontology annotation, cellular component: cytosol. The transcript has 9 exons. The record is from RefSeq and is a predicted model, not a curated record. The coding region runs from base 245 to 2680 and encodes 811 amino acids.